AUGAACGAUAACAUCUCAGCCGAUAAUGGCGCUUCUCACAGGCACCCUUCCAUGCGGUCCCAUCCGCCAAAGAGCGCCCUGUUCCCCCUCCAUGGUCUUCUUUGAGCUCGCAGAUCGAAGAGAGAAGGGAAAGGAGGGAGGGGAAGAAGGAGGGGCAGCCUUGUGCAGCAUCGAGGGGCGGCUGAGGUUCUUUCUCUGCCUUCUACGCCUCAAGUCGAUGAGUUGACUGAGCGGCAUCGUCGCGUCUGUCCUUCCUGAGGUACGCCAGAAGGGACAGAAAGAAGGCCAAUUCGCCAUCGGUGCCGCCCUCAUGUGCUCUGUGUGUUUGUGCGUCAGGGGGGGACCGUGAGCAUCGCUUAUCAGCUGCUGCCCCAGAGAAGGCCUUGGAGUUCUCAUCGCAGCGGACGGCAGAGAGAGCAGCCGCUGAGUCAGAUCUACAGCUAGCCAUGGAGGACUGUAGACAGGUGAGGCGACCACAGCACCGCCUGCAAUCGAUGGCGCAUUUCAACCGACCAUUGUCGAUUGUGUGUUUGGUGUAUGGGUGCAGGUUAAAAGGUCUCGCCCUGGGAGCGACGCACCGGCUGCUUCUUCAUCGGCUGCAGCUGCAGCGGAUGGUGGUUCUGCGAGUGCGAGUGAUGAGGCGCGGCAGCGGCGGGAGGAGAGGGAACGGCGCAUCUUCUGGGGGAAUGCGCCUGUGAGCCAACCGCACGUACAAGGACAUACACACUCUGAUAGGUAUUCACAUCUCUUGCCUUUCCGUGUGCUGUGUGCAGCCCGAAAUUCGGAGCUUCAUCAUGGCCUUCCCCUCCCCAUCCAUCUGCUGAUCCUGCUGCCGCCUCUGACGUGGCAGCACGCCGCCCGCAAGCAGCACCACCUCACCAUCAG
Messenger RNA from Vitrella brassicaformis, 885 nucleotides. Lineage: Eukaryota; Vitrellaceae. The record is from the annotation of a GenBank genome assembly.